AAAAUCGUGGCUCUGAACAGGAUAGGAGGGUGAUUCUCUGGAUUCCGUCAUCAGAAAUAUUUAAAAGGCUGUGCAGCUCAUCACGAUUCAUUACAUUAGUUUCCUUCGAAUCCUAGUUGUUGAAACAAGCAGUGUUAGUGGUGAUUUCUCAUCAGUAAAUCAUUUCAAAAUGAGUGAUCGAGACAUUUUUGCCAAAACAAUCUACGCAGAGGCAAGAGGUGAACCACAAGAAGGUUGGGAAGCAGUUGCCUGGGUUAUCAAGAAUAGAGCCCAUGCAAAUCGUCGACACUGGGGAGGUAGCAGAAUAGGAGCAGUCUGUCGCCAACCUUACCAAUUUGAGUGUUGGAAUGGUCGUGAUGACAUUGUCAUCGAUGAUCCUGCUUUGUACAGAAGGAUCAAACGAGUAACUGAUCGUAUUUAUGAUGAGCCAAUGAGUCGUGAUCCUACUGGUGGUUGUGACCAUUACAAUAAUCCUCAAAAGGAAGGUUAUCCUGAUUGGACAAGAAAAUGCAAUCGCAAAAUGGAAAUAGGAAAUCAUGUAUUCUACAAAGAAAAAUGAAAAGUUUUCAUUUGUUCAAAACUACCUCCUUGCACAAUCUCUUGAUUAUUAAUAACCUUUUUUUAUGGAUGUACUAAAAGUUAUAUAUUCGCAAUAAAAUUUGUUCAAAAGAG
Harmonia axyridis is the source of this 672-nucleotide messenger RNA. RefSeq names its product spore cortex-lytic enzyme-like. Gene Ontology annotation, molecular function: hydrolase activity. The coding region runs from base 170 to 559 and encodes 129 amino acids. The record is from RefSeq and is a predicted model, not a curated record. The transcript is spliced from 3 exons. Lineage: Eukaryota; Metazoa; Arthropoda; Insecta; Coleoptera; Coccinellidae.